AUGUGCUCAUGGUUUUCUUUUCACUUUAAAACUUUCAUUAAUUAUAGCAAAUUUUUGGUUUAUGUCAGCUGUGCUCUUUCUAUAUGGGGAGAUAGAAUGUGGCACUUUGCUCUGUCUGUGUUCCUGAUAGAGUUAUAUGGACGCAACCUUCUCCUGACAGCAGUUUUUGGCUUAGUGGUGGCUGGCUCAGUGCUGGUGUUUGGGGUUUUAAUUGGAGACUGGAUUGACAGAAAACCGAGAAACAAAGUGGCCCAUGCAUCCCUGUUCCUUCAGAACUCCUCGGUCGCUGCCUGCUGCGUCGUGCUGAUGUUGGUGUUCUCCUACCAAAGCGAGCUUGAAGGCAUCUGGCAGGGCUGGCUCAUGGUGGCCUGCUAUGUGGCAGUGAUUAUCUUAGCAGAUCUGGCCAACCUGGCCAGCACAGCCCUGACCAUCACCAUUCAGAGAGACUGGAUCGUGGUCAUCACUGGGGACAAUAGAAGCCAGCUGGCUGGCAUGAACGCAACGAUUCGAAGGAUGGACCAAGUCAUCAACAUCUUUGCCCCCCUCUCUGUGGGACAGGUGAUGACAUGGGCAUCUAACGUCAUUGGUUGUGGCUUCAUCCUGGGAUGGAACUUGGUGUCUCUGCUGGUGGAGUUCCUCUUCCCGUCUAAGUUUAUCAGGGAAAUUCAUUCUUGUCCAACCAUUGAUGAGUUUGCCAACAUGCCCAAGACUUUGGAAGGACCAGAGGACCCACCAUCUCCUCUGGAAGCCCAGCAGGACAUGACCUCCAGGCAAACUGUCUUCUUGGCAGGAUUGGGUUUAGCCUUCUUGUACACAACUGUGCUGGGCUUUGACUGUAUCACCACAGGCUAUGCCUACACACAGGGGAUCGGGGGCUCCCUUCUCAGCCUCCUUAUGGCCAUCUCAGCCUUCUCGGGUCUUGUGGGCACAAUCCCCUUUACCAGGUUAAGAAGGUCCUAUGGCUUAGUUCACACGGGCCUCAUCUCCAGCUGUCUCCACAUAGGCUGUUUGCUGCUCUGUGUGUUUUCUGUCUUUGCCCCUGGGAGUCCUUUUGAUUUGGGCAUUUUCUCUCUUUCACUAAGCCAGAACUCUUCCUUAAGUCACGAGAUGCUGAAAGAGAACACUGUACAUGUUUCUCCUUUUGAAAGAAACAUUAACCAGCCUAUCCUUCCUGGUCGCUCAACCAUCCACUGGACCAAUAAUACUGUUCUGAUGGAUGGUCCACAAGAGAGCAACCAGCCUGAGUCAUAUAUCUCCAUCAUCUUGCUCUUCUCAGGAGUGAUCUUGGCCAGAAUCGGUCUCUGGUCCUUUGACCUCACUGUGACUCAGCUCCUUCAAGAAAACAUCGCAGAUUCAGAACGUGGCACUGUGAAUGGUGUGCAGUGUUCCAUGAACUACCUAAUGGACCUUAUCCACUUCAUCCUUGUCAUCCUGGCCCCAGCCCCUCAACAAUUUGGGCUGUUGGUGUUCAUUUCUAUCAUCUUUGUGAUUAUGGGGCACACCAUGUAUUUUGUUUAUGCACCCCGCCUGUUGAUUGGCCAGAAUUUCAUUUGGUGCCGCACGGUAACAAAAGGACAGAAGGUGCGAUCCGGAGCCUUAAUUGAAGAUAACAAGUUUCGAGCUGUCCUAGUUGCAGUAAGCAAUGGAGAGAUUGAUGUCUGGCUUGAGGUGGAGGCACAGAGUGGGGCCUUGGCUUGA
Molecule: messenger RNA, 1698 nt
Organism: Phascolarctos cinereus (koala)
Lineage: Eukaryota; Metazoa; Chordata; Mammalia; Diprotodontia; Phascolarctidae
Source: RefSeq, a predicted model, not a curated record